Molecule: messenger RNA, 1574 nt
Organism: Lolium rigidum
Lineage: Eukaryota; Viridiplantae; Streptophyta; Magnoliopsida; Poales; Poaceae
Product: plastidal glycolate/glycerate translocator 1, chloroplastic-like
Exons: 9
Coding region: 339-1487 (382 amino acids)
Source: RefSeq, a predicted model, not a curated record
UGGCACUGCCUACCGACAGUGCCGCCCUCCGCGACCGUCUUGUCCCCCCCAACUCCACCGCCGGCACUGGGGACGCCGCCGCGUCGACCCCUUCCGGAGGCCUGCCCAGGGAAAACUCCUGAUCCAGCUCCCAAACAUGUGUUGCACCGAUUUUGGUUUAUGUCGAAACCCAAAGGCACAAGCUGUGAUGUUCCAGAUAUACCAAGCAAGUGGACAACAGAAAAGUUCUUGGGAUCGCGCACCUGGCGGUGUCAUUGGGCAUCGUGCUAGCCACGGACAAGUGUCUGAGCCAGGCGUUCGCCGCCGCGUCCAUCAAGUUCCCUAGCGCCCUCUUUGGCAUGUUCUGCAUCAUCUCCGUGCUCGUCGUCCUUGACGCCGUGGCGCCGGCGCUCGCCAAGGGCUUCAUGGACUUCUUCGAGCCUGCCGCGCUCUUCAUCCAGAAGUGGCUGCCGCUCUUAUAUGUACCCCCCAUCGUCGUCCUCCCACUCGCCGUCAGGGACAUCCCGGCCUUAUCCGGCCUCAAAAUCUGCCUCGUCGCAUUUGCUGGCUGGUUUGCUUCGCUCACGGUAGCGGGAUACACAGCGCUAACCGUGAGGAAGAUCGUCAAGACCGAGCUCAUUGCGGCCGAGCCGAUGGGCAGGCUGUCUCCCUUCGCCACAUUGCAGUUCUGGGCGUGGGGUGCUGUCUUUGUGGCCUCGUUUGCCACGGCGUUUGUUAGUCCCACGGUGCUUGGCACCACGGCGAGGACGUGCCUUCCAUUCAUGCUCGCCUCCACUGUCCUGGGAUACAUGGCUGGUUCUGGGUUGCCAUCUGGUAUCAAGACAGUGUUGCAUCCGAUCAUCUGCUGCGCGCUUUCCGCAAAUUUAUCGGCGGUAGCAUAUGGGUACUUCUCUGGGUCCGGAAUGGACGCUGCUCUAGGUGAUUACCUGACAAAGGUGCCAUCGAAUCCCGGAGCUGGUGACGUCCUGAUGGGUUUUCUUGGGUCUGUCAUCCUAUCGUUUGCAUUCCCAAUGUUCAAGCAGAGAAAGCUUGUGAAGAGGCACGCGGCAGAAAUUUUCACAUCGAUCGCCGUCGCGUCUACAUUCUCUUUAUACUCGACUGCCAUCCUAGGACGCCUGAUUGGGUUAGAGCCGACAUUAACCAUCUCAAUCUUGCCAAGGUGCAUAACUGUUGCGUUAGCAUUGAGCAUAGUAUCUUUCUUUGAAGGUGCCAACACUUCGGUAACCGCUGCGGUGGUUGUUCUCACGGGCCUGAUCGGUGCAAACUUUGUGCAAGCGGCCAUGGAUAAACUUGGCCUCAACGACCCCAUCGCUAGAGGAAUCGGGGCAGCCUCCAGCGCUCAUGGUCUGGGAACAGCAGCGCUGUCGGCUAAGGAGCCUGAGGCGCUCCCUUUCUGCGCCAUCGCCUAUGCGCUCACGGGCAUCUUCGGCUCCCUGAUUUGCUCCUUUGCGGCCGUCAGGCAAAGCCUUGUGUUCAUAGCCAGCUGACAGACAUGUAUACACAACGACAACAACAACCUUCCAUGAGUUUUUAUACAUAUAUAUAAAUGAAUGGGAAGUUCGGUUACUCUGAAA